This is a messenger RNA of Lymnaea stagnalis (great pond snail), 5816 nucleotides long. The record is from the annotation of a GenBank genome assembly. NCBI's taxonomy places the organism in Eukaryota, Metazoa, Mollusca, Gastropoda, Lymnaeidae.
CUCAAUUUGACAGACGCUCAGAGUACGGAGAAAAGAAGGCAGCAAUCACAGGUGAGACUUUUAGUGAGGAUGCAUCAAUUACAGGUGAAACUUUUAGUGAGGAUGCAUCAAUUACAGGUGAGACUAUUAGUGAGGGUACAUUACAGGUGAGACUUUUAGUGAGGAUGCAUCAAUUACAGGUGAGACUAUUAGUGAGGGUACAUUACAGGUGAGACUUUCAGUGAGGAUGCAUCAAUUACAGGUGAGAGUUUUAGUUAGGAUGCAUCAAUUACAGGUGAGACUAUUAGUGCGGAUGCAUCAAUUACAAGUGAGACUUUUCAUGAGAAUGCAUUACUGGUGAGACUUUUAGUGAUGAUGCAUCGAUUACAGGUGAGACUUUUAGUAAUAUGCAUCAAUUACAGGUGAGACUUUUAGUAAUAUGCAUCAAUUACAGGUGAGACUAUUAGAGAGGGUGCAUCAAUUAUAGGUGAGACUAUUAGUGAGGAUGCAUCAAAUACAGGUGAGACUUUUAGUGAUGAUGCAUCAAUUACAGGUGAGACUAUUAGUGAGGAUGCGUCAAUUACAGGUGAGACUUUUAGUGAGGAUGCAUCAAUUACAGGUAAGAAUUUUAGUGAGGAUGCAUCAAUUACAGGUGAGACUAUAAGUGAGGAAGCAUCAAUUACAGGUGAGACUAUUAGUGAGGAUGCAUCAAUUACAGGUGAGACUUUUAGUGAGGAUGCAUCAAUUACAGGUGAGACUAUUAGUGAGGGUACAUUACAGGUGAGACUUUUAGUGAGGAUGCAUCAAUUACAGGUGAGACUUUUAGUUAGGAAGCAUCAAAUACAGGUGAGACUUUUAGUGAGGAUGCAUCAAUUACAGGUGAGACUAUUAGUGAGGGUGCAUCAAUUAUAGGUGAGACUAUUAGUGAGGAUGCAUCAAUUACAGGUGAGACUUUUAGUGAGGCUGCGUCAAUUACAGGUGAGACUAUUUGUGAGGAUGUAUCAAUUACAGGUGAGACUUUUAGUAAGGAUGCAUCAAUUACAGGUAAGACUUUUAGUGAGGAUGCAUCAAUUACAGGUGAGACUAUUAGUGAGGAUGCAUCAAUUACAGGUGAUACUUUUAGUGAGAAUGCAUCAAUUACAGGUGAGACUAUUAGUGAGGAAGCAUCAAUUACAGGUGAGACUUUUAGUGAGGGUGCAUCAAUUACAGGUGAGACUUUUAGUGAGGAUGCAUCAAUUACAGGUGAGACUUUUAGUGAGGAUGCAUCAAUUACAGGUGAGACUUUUAGUGAGGAUGCAUCAAUUACAGGUGAGACUAUUAGUGAGGAUGCAUCAAUUACAGGUGAGACUAUUAGUGACGAAGCAUCAAUUACAGGUGAGACUAUUAGUGAGGAAGCAUCAAUUACAGAUGAGACUUUUAGUGAGGAUGCAUCAAUUACAGGUGAGACUAUUAGUGAGGAUGCAUCAAUUACAGGUGAGACUUUUAGUGAGGGUGCAUCAAUUACAGGUGAGACUUUUAGUGAGGAUGCAUCAAUUACAGGUGAGACUUUUAGUGAGGAUGCAUCAAUUACAGGUGAGACUAUUAGUGAGGGUACAUUACAGGUGAGACUUUUAGUGAGGAUGCAUCAAUUACAGGUGAGAAUUUUAGUGAAGGUACAUUACAGGUGAGACUUUUAGUGAGGAUGCAUCAAUUACAGGUGAUAGUUUUAGUUAGGAUGCAUCAAUUACAGGUGAGACUAUUAGUGCGGAUGCAUCAAUUACAAGUGAGACUUUUCAUGAGAAUGCAUUACUGGUGAGACUUUUAGUGAUGAUGCAUCAAUUACAGGUGAGACUUUUAGUAAUAUGCAUCAAUUACAGGUGACACUUUUAGCAAUAAAAAUCAAUUACAGGUGAGACUUUUAGAAAUAUGCAUCAAUUGCAGGUGAGACUAUUAGUGAGGGUGCAUCAAUUAUAGGUGAGACUAUUAGUGAGGAUGCAUCAAUUAUAGGUGAGACUUUUAGUGAGGGUGCAUCAAUUACAGGUGAGACUAUUAGUGAGGACACAUCAAUUACAGGUGAGACUUUUAGUGAGGAUGCAUCAAUUACAGGUGAGACUAUUAGUGAGGAUGCAUCAAUUACAGGUGAGACUUUUAGUGAGGGUACAUCAAUUACAGGUGAGACUUUUAGUGAGGAAACAUCAAUUACAGGUGAGACUAUUAGUGAGGAUGCAUCAAUUACAGGUGAGACUAUUAGUGAGGGUACAUUACAGGUGAGACUUUUAGUGAGGAUGCAUCAAUUACAGGUGAGACUUUUAGUGAGGAAGCAUCAAUUACAGGUGAGACUUUUAGUGAGGAUGCAUCAAUUACAGGUGAGACUUUUAGUGAGGGUGCAUCAAUUACAGGUGAGACUUUUAGUGAGGAUGCAUCAAUUACAGGUGAGACUAUUGGUGAGGAUGCAUCAAUUACAGGUGAGACUUUCAGUGAGGAUGCAUCAAUUACAGGUGAGACUAUUAGUGAGGAGGCAUCAAUUACAGGUGAGACUUUUAGUGAGGAUGCAUCAAUUACAGGUGAGACUAUUAGUGAGGGUACAUUACAGGUGAGACUUUUAGUAAGGAUGCAUCAAUUACAGGUGAGACUUUUAGUUAGGAAGCAUCAAUUACAGGUGAGACUUUUAGUGAGGAUGCAUCAAUUACAGGUGAGACUAUUAGUGAGGAUGCAUCAAUUACAGGUGAGACUAUUAGUGCGGAUGCAUCAAUUACAGGUGAGACUUUUCAUGAGAAUGCAUUACUGGUGAGACUUUUUAGUGAUGAUGCAUCAAUUACAGGUGAGACUAUUGGUGAGGGAGGAUGCAUCAAUUACAGGUGAGACUAUUAGUGCGGAUGCCUAAAUUACAGGUGAGACUUUUAGUAAUAUGCAUCAAUUACAGUGAGACUUUUAGAAAUAUGCAUCAAUUACAAGUGAGACUUUUAGUAAUAUGCAUCAAUUACAGGUGAGACUUUAGAAAGGAUGUAUCAGUGGAGUCUAGAUAUUAUGUCUACUGUUACUUCGUACACUUGUUGUGGAUUAUGUAACACACUUGCACAAUUAAACUCUGGUACUCCAGGCUGAGCUAACAGCCAUUCAUCACAAAUGCCCCGAGUAUUAGAUAUCCAAUAACGGACGCCUUUAUCAUCCUAAAAUCACAUGCCCAAAUCCGUUCAAUCAAAAAUCUCUAAUAACACUUUCGAAGUACUACAAACCUAUAAUAAAAUCCUUAUUAUCAACAGGCACAUAUAAUCCUUUGGAUGUUAUCCCUUAUCUCUCACUACACAAUGCAUCCAUCACACCACACGUCUCUCUCCUGACACACUCUAUAAACACCCUCCCGCUCAUCAUAAAUGACAAUCUCACACUUUAUUCAAAUGAACACGCCCUCCUUCUGGUCAAGAGAACGUACACUAACUUCACGCAUAACAACAGUGAUUCUCACACCCUUUUGACAGCAUCAAUCACAAGUGUGACGAGCUGGAACAACACUGUUCACUGUAGUCACACAUAAACGCAAAUGCAACUCCCAACGCUACCAACGGUCACUCCAGCUACCCCUCCCCCGCCCCGUGUGUUGACAAGGUACCCUUGCAGGUGUUCUUUUAACAUUAUUUACAGUCUUAUCCAACCAUCUCCUUAAGGCCCCCCUGGAUGACACGUCUUGAUUUAUAUAAAUCAUGCUAAAUAAUUUGUUUCGUUCCAAACCACACACCGCUCCCCUCCCCGUCGUCACACAAACGCUGACCAAACCCUUUUAUUUCUUUUAAAUUGUCCACGCUUAUUUUCUUUUUAAUAUGGCUACUAUGAGGGAGAAUUCGUUCAACGAUCAAGAUUUUAAUUUUUUAAACAGAGUAUUUGGUCAAACAGAAGACAGUGAUUUUGCAUUGAUGUUUGUCAUCGUAAGCAUGACGUCAAGGGAUAUUGCUACACAAAACAUUUGGAAGAGCCCAUGACAAAUGAUUGUAUUUAAGAUGUAUUUCCUUUCAGAUAAACAGGAUGCUGAUGGCUGCUUCUAUUUCCUCCAUAAUUUUUCUUGCACCAGUCGUCCUGUUUAGUUACAGUCAUUAUCCGUUAUUAUCCAGUAACAUGGAUGGAUACACCUUAAGUUUGGCUCUCACCAUCAUGGACAAUGUAUCCGGCGUUUUCAAAGUGUACAAGUACGCGGCCAACUUUAUUGUCUACUCUUUGGCUGCGCGGAGAUUUAGGUAAGCAAUAGUUGACAUAGCUGAUGGCUGCGCGGAGAUUUAGGUAAGCAAUAGUUGACAUAUCUGUUGGCUGCGCCGAGAUUUAGGUAAGCAAUAGUUGACAUAGAUGUUGGCUGUGCGGAGAUUUAGGUAAGCAAUAAUUGACUUAGAUGUUGGCUGUGCGGAGAUUUAGGUAAGCAAUAGUUGACUUAGAUGUUGGCUGUGCGGAGAUUUAAGUAAGCAAUAGUUGACAUAGAUGUUGGCUGCGCGGAGAUUUAGGUAAGCAAUAGUUGACAUAGCUGUUUGAUGCUCAGAGACAUAGGUAAGCAGUAGUUAUAAUAGCUGUGCUGAAACGUGCAUUUAAAGAACUACCUUUAUACUUAUGUAUUGAUUGUAAAAUCUUCUAGUUGUUGUUAACCGCUAUGACAAAAUUGCUCGAAAUGGUAAAAGCCAUAUCAGAGAAGAAGUAAACCAUAUCAAAGAUAGAGAAAACUAUAAUCAAAGAAGGAAAAAGCUAUAUCAAACCUUCAGACAGCUUGAUCAAAUGUUAAGAAAACUAUGUGAAACCUUCAGACAGAUUGAUCAAAUGUUUAGAAAACUAUGUGAAACCUUCAGACCGAUUGAUCAAAUGUUAAGAAAACUAUGUGAAACCUUCAGACAGCUUGAUCAAACGUUGAGAAAACUAUUUGAAACCUUCAGACAGCUUGAUCAAAUGUUAAGAAAACUAUGUGAAACCUUCAGACAGCUUGAUCAAAUGUUAAGAAAAAUAUGUGAAACCUUCAGACAGAUUGAUCAAAUGUUAAGAAAACUAUGUGAAACCUUCAGACAGAUUGAUCAAAUGUUAAGAAAACUAUGUGAAACCUUCAGACAGAUUGAUCAAAUGUUAAGAAAACUAUGUGAAACCUUCAGACAGAUUGAUCAAAUGUUAAGAAAACUAUGUGAAACCUUCAGACAGAUUGAUCAAAUGUUAAGAAAACUAUGUGAAACCUUCAGACAGAUUGAUCAAAUGUUAAGAAAACUAUGUGAAACCUUCAGAAAACUAAAUCAAAGCGGCAGAGAACUUUCUUGUGAUGGAUAUGGCCAAAAUUUUCACUGGUCGUCUGUAAUAUGAGGCAGUAAUUUUCCUUGUCAUCAAUAAUGUAGGACGGAGAUGUUCUUUUCUUUAGACUUAAAUAAAGCUAUUUUCAAAUACGUUUAUUUUCACUUCCUUAAGCACGAAUUACUGUAUAACUUGAAGAACGUUUCGAGAGGGCCUAUGGCAGGUAUCUUAAUGCUAUGUGAAGAAAUGACUUUAAUUAGAAACAUGUGUUUGCGAGGGCCAAUGGCAUGUCUUUUUAUGUUAGGUGAAAGAAUGUGAAAGAAUGACUGUAUAUUUAGAAGCACGUGUUGGGGGAGAGGGCAAUGGCAUAAUUUUUUAUGUUAUCUGAAGAGCGGAGCCAAUCAUUAGAGACAGGAGAAGGCCACUGUCUUUGUGUCAUCAUUUGUUCUUGCUAAAAUUUAUUGUCUCCUGUAAUCUCGUCAACAGGAUGGAACUCGUGAUGUUGUUGACAUGUGGCAGGUGUUUUAGAGGCGCAACGCGAUCAAGCAUACAGACCAACCAAAGGCAAAAGAACUGAAGGAGUGUGUCCAUGAGUUCAGUGUGUCUAUGAC